AUGGUACAGGAAGACAAAGUCUCGUCAUCUGGUGGUACUGUAAUUGAUAUAAAGCCGUCAUGCAGCAGCGCAAGCAGCCGUUUAAGUGCUGGCAAACCGAUAACGUUGCACAGUAGUACAAAGCCGGUUGGCUUAAGUCUAGUUGACAAUGACAGCCUUAAAACACCUACUUUACGGACUCCAACUAUUCUUGGAUCUCCAACUAAAGGUCCCCUCUCUGCUGUAAGUCAUGGCGACGAGUUGUUGACGCCAAGGUUGAGUUUUAGUGCGUUCUCAAAUCAAGCAGGACAUGCUCAAGCAUUUUUUGGCGACCAUGAACCGUUACUGACAGGAUCUGUAGUAAGUAGUACAGCUACACCGAACAACGAUAGUAAGGACCAGAAAUCUGCUACAAUAACGCUAAAAUCUAGCAUUAGUACCAGCAUAAGCACUUUGGCGCAAAGUAUGAACUCUCCAGGUUUAAGCGCUACGGUGUUUCAAUUUUCACCAAUUGUGGAGCACUUCUUACAAAACAUCACGAAAUCCCAACAGUCUUUACCUCUGCUUGUAUUGGAUUCAAAUGCUAAGACUCCGGGUGCAACAGAUACGCCCGAUCUUUUUACGGUUUUUCAAGAUAAAAAAGAGUCUUCUCAUUUACUGGAAACUACGCAGCCGUCAACAUCGCAAUCAUCUCAAAUAACUCUAUCUUCUGAUUUUCAUCCACAUGGAAGUCGAAGUAGUACCACUGCCCGCCCACCCGUUUCGGUUGCUCCUCAAGCUUCUUCGCAAAAUGGUUUGAAUGCUACUGCAUCCAGCUAUGCCACACAUUACACCCAAUUGAAUGGUGUGCAAAAUCCGAGAUCGAUUACUGCUAAUGCUUUAAAUUUGUCAAAUACACUUUCGCAGCCGCCUCCUAAAUAUCACUUACACCCGAGCACGGCGUGUACGGUGGCCUCGACACCAAAUGCGUCGAACGUCGUUCAACAAGCUCGCCCUCAGAAUGUUGUUGCUGUUGCACCGACAACUCAGCAUACGGUCUAUCCAUCUUGUAGUUUCGCUACUACGACAAACAUUCCUUGUCAGGCUAGUCACAUGACACAAAAUCCUCACUCUUCUACAGCUCAAAAUCAGGGGACUUCGCAGUUUCGAAAUGAUUUCCAACCAAAAUUGGAGCCGAUAGACGAUUACUAUCAGCCAACUGUGGCAUUUACUCAACCAGGUCCAUUACUUCCUCCAGCAACAGCAGUUGCUACAACGACGACAUCAAAGAAUGGUACGACUCUCCAAAUAAAGAGUCGAAAGUACGCGAAUCGUAUAACUAAAACACCUCUCCAUGAACGUCCUUACCGAUGUCCUAUGGAAGAUUGUGAAAGACGGUUUUCAAGAUCUGAUGAGCUCACAAGGCAUAUAAGAAUUCACACUGGACAAAAACCAUUUCAGGUACUUGCCUGCUGUUUAUACUGA
Molecule: messenger RNA, 1443 nt
Organism: Enterobius vermicularis (human pinworm)
Lineage: Eukaryota; Metazoa; Nematoda; Chromadorea; Rhabditida; Oxyuridae
Source: the annotation of a GenBank genome assembly